This is a messenger RNA of Cynocephalus volans (Philippine flying lemur), 3167 nucleotides long. RefSeq names its product trans-golgi network vesicle protein 23 homolog C (gene TVP23C). Gene Ontology annotation, cellular component: Golgi membrane. Gene Ontology annotation, biological process: protein secretion; vesicle-mediated transport. NCBI's taxonomy places the organism in Eukaryota, Metazoa, Chordata, Mammalia, Dermoptera, Cynocephalidae. The record is from RefSeq and is a predicted model, not a curated record. The transcript has 7 exons. Bases 177 to 794 code for a protein of 205 amino acids.
CACCACGCCCCCGCGGUUGCUUCUCCCGCGAGGCACCGAGCGGACGCAGGGCCGGGCUGGGAUCGUCCGUUGGUCUCUGCAGGCCUGUGGCGACGAGGUCGCGUCCGUUCCAAGUCGGAACCGUCCCUCUGCCGCGCUGACGUGGCUCCCGGAAGUGAGGCUGGCGUAGGGCCGCCAUGUUGCAGCAGGACAGUAAUGAUGACACUGAAGAUGUUUCGCUGUUUGAUGCAGAAGAGGAGACAACCAAUAGACCAAAAAAAUCCAAAAUCAGACAUCCAGUGGCAUCAUUUUUCCAUUUAUUCUUUCGAGUCAGUGCAAUUAUAGUCUAUCUUCUCUGUGAAUUGCUCAGCAGCAGCUUUAUUGCCUGCAUGGUGACAAUUAUCUUGUUGUUGUCAUGUGACUUUUGGGCAGUUAAGAAUGUCACAGGUAGACUAAUGGUUGGCCUACGUUGGUGGAAUCAUAUUGAUGAAGAUGGAAAGAGCCACUGGGUGUUUGAGUCCAGGAAGGCAUCUUCUCAAGAGAAUAAAAGUGUUUCAGAGGCUGAGUCUAGAAUCUUUUGGCUAGGACUUGUUGCCUGUCCAGUGCUGUGGGUGAUAUUUGCCUUCAGUGCUCUCUUCUCCUUCAGAGUGAAGUGGUUGGCAGUGGUUAUCAUGGGUGUGGUGCUACAAGGUGCCAACCUAUAUGGUUACAUCAGAUGUAAAGUGGGCAGCAGAAAGAAUUUAACCAGCUUGGCUACCUCGUAUCUUGGAAAGCAGUUUUUAAGACAAAACACUGGAGAAGAUCAGAGUUCCUGAAUAGAGAGGAAGCUUAUAUGUUCUGUUACAUUGGGGAACAACCGAAGAGAUUCUUGGCCCUGAACAUUUUAGAGCUCAGUCCAUGUUGCAAAGAAGAGUCUUGGGUUUGUUUUUCCACUAAAGAAUUUUGUUUUAAAAAAGAAAAAGUAGUUUUCAUAUUAAGUUUUUAUUUUCUUUCUGGCAGUUGGGGCUAGAAAGUAUGGUGUCACUAGAAACAUUGUCAAAAUUUAUUUUAUGGUGUACAUAUAUAUGCACAUAGUCAUGUAAUAUCAGUAUAUCCGAAAUUAAUGAAACUUUUGUGUUCAUUUACGUAUGUAACGGAGAUCUUUGCAUUUUGGUCCAUAGAACAUAGGAGGAUGUUCUUAGUCUGUCUCAAAACUCUAUGUGUUUACAUAUUAUUUCUGUAGAUUAUUUUCAAAAGUAAGUUUUGCAUCCAUGGUGAGAAUGAGCACUUUGGCUAAUGUAUAAGUUAGAAAUAAUUGUUAGUUUUAAUACAUGGUGUAAUUUUUUUUCUUAGACAUAGACAAGCAAGUAAAAACCAAAUAUGGGCCAGUGGUGUUAACUAGUUUCUAAAUUAUUGUUUUUUUUUAAUUUGUAACAAGUCAUUUACUUAAGUCCCAAUUACUAUAAAAGGAAUCAUCAUAGUUUAUGUUUAAGGGAUACUCAGAGAUUGCUGUGGUUCUGUUUGUUUUAUGGAAAGGAUAGCCAGAUUUUACUUUGGAACUUUCUGGAAGCUCCUCAGUGGUCCUUGGGCUAAUAAAAUCUAUCUUUUACCACUAAAAGAAUAUUAUUCUUAUGUCAUAAUAAGAAUAAUCAUUUAAAUAGUUGGCAUAAUAAAUGCCUGAAAGACAUUUUAUUUGAUGAAUCUAUUUUUUUCUUCUUUUUGCUAUAAGGGGGGGUAUUGUAAAUCAUGAAUUUGUAUUAAUGAUCUUUCUUCAAACAAAGCAAUAUAUGUAACUAAACUAAACCAGUCUGUAGACAAUUGAAAGCAUCUGUAAAUCCUGUUGUAGUUACUGUAAACUUUGUUGGAAUCUUUUAAUCAGCAGAUUAUCUUAUGAGUAUAUUUAUACAUUGUUAAAAUUUUUAUAGAUGUUUUGUUUCAUUGAAUAAGUAUCUUUACUGGAGUGAUAGCUGUGAAGGUGCAUAACUUUAUAUUUGUAUAAAACUCUACUGUUUACAAAGCAUUUGGCAUGUGUAAUGUCAUUUAACCCUCAUGACAAAUAUGUGAUACCUUAGGUGAUGAAACUGAACUUCAGGUUAUUGAGUGACUUGCCCAGGGAAACAUAGAUGACAGGAAUAUGUGUAGGAUAUAAAACAGGAUAUUUAAAACAUCAGCCUGGCACGAUCCACGCCAUGGCAGGAUCCUAAAGGAGUCAGCUUGGGCUGCCCUCUCCGAGUUGGCAAGGCCGCUGGAGGGAGAGCUGCUGGCAAGGCCGUAGCUACGAGCACUUGCUACAACCAUAAGGGUUUCUGCCUCGGCUUUGUAGCUUUCGCCCUCUCUCUUUCGAUAUUUUGGUUAGCGUGGCAGUUCUCUGAAUUCCCAAAAGAUUAUAAAAAUAACACAAAUGACUUUGCAGUCAUUGAACUAAACAUUCCCACAGAGGAUCCGAGUAAAUUGGACAAUUUAAAAUUAUCCGCUUAUGAUAAAUUGACCACACCAACAUAUGUUCCGAAAGCACCGCUCAUGACUAAAUAUGAGCUGCAGCCUAAUGUAAGUUGGCAAACAUCAUUUACUGGAGAUUAUAUUAAUGGCAAGAGAAUGGUUGGUAUUAAUGGGAAAUUAUAUGGUUGGGAUAAAAAUAUAUGCUGUAAAAUUAUUAAACCUGCAAAAUUAGAUCUUAGAAGAAUAAGAGAGUACACUUGGUUUUGUGAAGGAUGGUGCUGUGCACAAUGACACUUUAAUAUUUAGAUCAAGAUUACAGGGCCACAGCAAAUGCAUAACCUCAAAAUGUGCAUGAUAAUGCUGCUCAAAAAUCCACUGUUCUUUUUACAUUUGGCUCCCACCCUGUUAACAGGGUGGAUAUUAACCACAGCUUGCUAACAGAAAAAGGUCACAAGAUAACUUCAAGACAAUGAAGGGAUGGUUUGAAUCUGAUAAACCUGAUUCCAGGAAAAAGAAGCAGGAGUUCAUCACCUAAGACGUGCUGACCUCUAAAAAAGUUUCCUCCCUGCUUUUUGGACUAUUGAUUUAAGCUUGCUGAUACAAUAAAAAUAAUACCCAAAACCCCCCUGCAGAGAAAAAUCUAAAUAAAAGGCAUUGUCUCAUGCUCUACUGGGCUCCAGCUGCAACACACUGACAGCCCGCAGAGAGAGAAUGUGCAUAUUGAUGCAUUGAGGUCUCUGUUCUGUGUUUGUUAUUUUUGCCGGCUUCCU